Molecule: messenger RNA, 843 nt
Organism: Didymosphaeria variabile
Lineage: Eukaryota; Fungi; Ascomycota; Dothideomycetes; Pleosporales; Didymosphaeriaceae
Exons: 3
Coding region: 1-843 (280 amino acids)
Source: RefSeq, a predicted model, not a curated record
AUGGCUAAUGAUGACCUUAAGAAAAUGUUGAUGGUGGAAAUGUUCAGCUGCGUGCCUAUGUCGGCCAUCUUCGACAUCGACAAUCCUACGCGGAGGUGCAUAGCAUGGGUGCCGUUCUACCUUACGCAAUCUGCAGUCGACGUUGUCAUCAACUUGGUCUUGGUGUUGUUUCCCUUGCCCCUGCUGGGUAUAUUGAAAAUUGACAAGAAGCAACGCUAUGCACUUGUUAUCAUCUUCUCCAUCGGGCUUUUACCUCUUGUAGCAUCCAUCAUUCGGAUGUGCCAAAUCGCGAUCGCAGUCCGCACAAAGGCCUCAACGAGACCUACUGGAGAUGCAAGCUGGGAAGGUCGUUGGAUUCCACUCUGGUCACAGAUCGAGGUCGAUGUAGGCAUCGUCGCCGCCUCCCUCCCAAGCCUUAGUCCACUCUUGAAGCAGAUAUGGUCCGGUCUCGCACACUCACGAACGAUGUCUCCGUCACACAUCCCCACGCUCAUCGAGUCGGGCUUCAACAAUGGAGGCGGGGAGACGCAAGGACUCCAGAAGCUUCCUAGCACCAUAUCCACGCUCCCAAAUGAGUCUGUUUCCACUCUUGGUAUGUUCCCGAACAAAUCAGUCUCGACUCUCGGCGAGCAGGAUAACGCAAAACGUUUGACGUUCUUUGAUGAUUCGGAGGAAGGAGAGCUCGAUGGCGAGGCGUUCCCGGACCCGUACGGCGCGACGAAGAUUGGAGUGGCGAGGACGCUAAACACGAGGCUAUCGAGGGCAACAUUCGUGGAUCUGCCUGUCUCGCCCCGACGGAGCAAUGGCUUUACUGGUCUCUCGCUUCCGAACGCUGCUGUUUGA